Messenger RNA from Vitis vinifera (wine grape), 4258 nucleotides. Its product is annotated as disease resistance protein RUN1. The transcript has 7 exons. The record is from RefSeq and is a predicted model, not a curated record. The coding region runs from base 513 to 4046 and encodes 1177 amino acids. NCBI's taxonomy places the organism in Eukaryota, Viridiplantae, Streptophyta, Magnoliopsida, Vitales, Vitaceae. Gene Ontology annotation, biological process: signal transduction; defense response. Gene Ontology annotation, molecular function: ADP binding.
GGGGAAAUGGCUUCCAUGCAUUUUUCAAUGAAAGUUGACCACAUCUGGCUAGGGUAUCGAUCACUUGUUGCACUAUACUGUUGGAAUGAAAAUGAGUUUAGAAAGCAUAGCAACACUUUGAAGAUUUCAUUUGUUAGAUGUUUGAUCAACUACAAGGCUAGGGAAGAGGUGAAAAAGUGUGGGGUUCGUUUAGUAUAUGAGGAAGAUGAGAACAAUGGGGAAUGCAACUUUCCUUAUGCCACCAUUUUGCCGCUAGGAGACAAAUCAGAAGACCUCUAAUUGCCUAAAACCCACCAUCGCCUCCAUCUCUUGUGCUCCCUAUAUUUCAAUGAAAAGUUUAAAGGUGGUUCCUGCUGAAGAAGCCUGAUGGAGCUCUCUACUAUACUCCCUCAUUUGAGCCGUAUACAUCUCGCCUUAGUUUGGUCUUCAUCCACACCCUUUGCCAAUCUCUCAAGUUACAAUUCUCAGAGUCAAGCUACCAGUCUUCCAAGCCUUCUUCUUCCAAUUUUGCAAUGGCUUCUUCUUCAACCAGCAGUCUCACACUACCUUCAUCCUCUUCCACUCAUCGAUGGAAGUAUGAUGCCUUCCUUAGUUUCAGAGGUGAAGAUACCCGCAAAAACUUUACUACCCAUCUCCACGCGGCCCUUUGUCAGAAGGGAAUCAACACCUUCAAAGAUAACCUACUCCUGAGAGGCGAAAAAAUAUCUGCAGGACUCCUACAAGCAAUUGAAGAAUCGAGGUUUUCCAUCAUCAUUUUUUCCGAAAACUAUGCUUCUUCAAGUUGGUGUUUGGAUGAACUUACAAAGAUUCUUGAGUGUGUCGAAGAGGGGGGACAUACAGCUCUACCGGUUUUCUAUAACGUGGAUCCCUCCCAUGUAAGAAAACAAAAAGGGUGUUUUGCGGACGCAUUUGCAGAGCAUGAACAAGUAUACAGGGAGAAGAUGGAGAAAGUGGUCAAGUGGAGAAAAGCUUUAACUGAAGUAGCUACAAUUUCUGGAUGGGAUUCACGAGACAGAGAUGAAUCCGAGGUUAUUGAGGAAAUUGUUACCAGGAUUUUGAAUGAGCCGAUUGAUGCAUUCUCAAGCAACGUGGAUGCUCUAGUUGGAAUGGACUCUCGUAUGGAGGACCUGCUUUCACUGUUAUGUAUUGGGUCUAAUGAUGUUCGGUUUGUUGGAAUUUGGGGCAUGGCUGGCAUAGGUAAGACUACCAUUGCUGAAGCUAUUUAUGACCGAAUCUACACUAAAUUUGAUGGUUGCUGCUUUCUUAAAGAUGUUAGAGAAGACUCACAAAGACAUGGUCUAACUUAUUUACAAGAAACACUCCUUUCACGAGUUUUAGGGGGAAUCAACAAUCUCAAUAGAGGAAUCAAUUUUAUAAAAGCAAGACUCCACUCUAAGAAGGUCCUAAUUGUUCUUGACAAUGUGGUGCACCGGCAAGAGUUGGAGGCUUUAGUAGGAAGUCAUGAUUGGUUUGGUCCAGGAAGUCGAAUCAUCAUAACUACUAGAGAAAAGCGUUUGCUAAUUGAGCAAGAAAUGGAUGCAAUAUAUGAAGUUGAGAAAUUAGAGUAUGAUGAAGCUCUUAAGCUCUUUUGUCAAUAUGCCUUUAGAUAUAAGCAUCCUACUGAAGAUUUUAUGCAAUUGUGCCACCAUGCAGUAGAUUAUACUGGAAGUCUUCCCUUAGCCCUUAAAGUCUUGGGUUCUUGUCUAUAUAGAAAAAGCAUACAUGAAUGGAAGAGUGAAUUGGACAAAUUCAAUCAAUUCCCAAAUAAGGAAGUUCUAAAUGUGCUCAAAACAAGUUUUGAUGGAUUAGAUGAUAAUGAAAAGAAUAUGUUUCUUGAUAUUGCAUUCUUCUAUAAAGGGGAGGACAAAGAUUUUGUUAUAGAAGUACUAGAUAAUUUCUUCCCAGUGAGUGAAAUAGGAAAUCUUGUCGAUAAAUCACUCAUAACUAUUUCAGAUAAUAAGUUGUACAUGCAUGAUUUACUACAAGAAAUGGGUUGGGAAAUUGUUCGACAAGAAUCUAUUAAAGACCCUGGCAAACGCAGCAGAUUGCGGGUUCAUGAGGACAUCCAUGAUGUAUUAACAACAAAUAAGGGGACUGAAGCAGUUGAAGGCAUGGUCUUUGACUUGUCUGCAUCAAAAGAGCUAAACCUCAGUGUUGAUGCCUUUGCAAAGAUGAACAAAUUAAGAUUGCUCAGAUUCUAUAAUUGUCAAUUUUAUGGAAGCUCUGAAUACUUAUCCGAGAAAGAGUUAAUUGCUAGUACUCAUGAUGCUCGGAGAUGGAUGGGCUAUGAUAACUCUCCAUACAAUGAUAGUAAAUUGCAUCUAUCUAGAGAUUUUAAAUUUCCAUCCAACAACUUAAGAUCUCUCCAUUGGCACGGAUACCCUUUGAAGUCCCUUCCAUCAAAUUUUCAUCCAGAGAAGCUUGUUGAGCUAAACAUGUGCUAUAGUCUGCUUAAACAACUAUGGGAAGGAAAGAAGGCAUUCGAGAAGUUGAAGUUCAUCAAACUCAGCCACUCUCAACAUCUAACCAAAACUCCAGAUUUCUCUGCGGCCCCAAAACUUAGGAGAAUAAUUCUGAAUGGUUGUACAAGUUUGGUCAAGCUUCACCCAUCCAUUGGGGCUCUCAAGGAGCUUAUUUUCCUGAAUUUAGAAGGCUGCUCAAAACUUGAGAAGUUCCCAGAGGUCGUCCAAGGAAACCUGGAAGAUCUAUCAGGCAUCUCCUUAGAAGGGACUGCUAUAAGAGAACUGCCUUCAUCAAUUGGAAGUCUAAAUAGGCUAGUUUUGUUGAAUCUGAGGAAUUGUGAAAAACUCGCAAGUCUUCCGCAAAGCAUUUGUGAACUGAUAUCUCUUCAGACUCUAACUCUCUCUGGUUGCUCAAAACUAAAGAAAUUGCCAGAUGACCUGGGGAGACUGCAAUGUUUAGUAGAGCUCAAUGUAGAUGGAACUGGUAUAAAAGAGGUAACCUCCUCUAUUAAUCUUUUGACAAACCUUGAAGCAUUAUCCUUAGCAGGAUGCAAAGGAGGGGGAUCUAAGUCAAGGAAUCUGAUCUCUUUCCGCUCAUCACCAGCAGCACCAUUGCAACUGCCUUUUCUUUCAGGUUUAUACUCCUUGAAAAGUUUGAAUUUAAGUGACUGCAACCUAUUGGAAGGAGCACUACCCAGUGAUCUAAGCUCCUUAUCUUCAUUGGAAAAUUUAUAUCUGGACAAGAACAGUUUCAUUACCUUGCCUGCUAGCCUCAGUCGACUUUCUCGGCUCAGAAGUCUCACAUUAGAACACUGCAAGAGUCUUCGAUCAUUGCCAGAGCUUCCAUCAAGUAUUGAAUAUUUAAAUGCCCAUAGUUGCACAUCCCUGGAAACGCUUUCAUGUUCAUCAAGUACAUACACAUCGAAGUUGGGGGAUCUCAGAUUUAAUUUUACUAAUUGCUUUAGACUAGGAGAGAAUCAAGGCAGUGACAUUGUGGAAACCAUACUUGAGGGAACUCAGCUUGCGUCAUCAAUGGCAAAACUUCUGGAGCCAGAUGAGAGGGGGCUAUUACAACAUGGAUAUCAAGCUCUUGUUCCUGGAAGUAGAAUUCCAAAGUGGUUCACCCAUCAGAGUGUAGGGUCUAAGGUAAUUGUAGAGCUGCCUCCACAUUGGUAUAAUACCAAGUGGAUGGGAUUGGCUGCUUGUGUUGUUUUCAACUUCAAGGGUGCUGUCGAUGGGUACCGUGGUACAUUCCCUUUAGCUUGUUUUCUCAAUGGUCGUUAUGCUACGCUAUCCGACCACAAUUCCUUGUGGACUUCAUCGAUUAUUGAGUCAGAUCACACGUGGUUUGCGUAUAUAUCUCGUGCUGAACUAGAGGCCCGGUACCCUCCUUGGACCGGAGAGCUCAGUGACUAUAUGCUGGCUUCAUUUCUAUUCCUUGUCCCAGAAGGCGCGGUCACUUCACACGGCGAGGUGAAAAAGUGUGGGGUUCGUCUAGUAUACGAGGAAGAUGGGAAAUAUGAUGGAUGCAGCUUUCCUUUCAGUACCAUGUGGCCGGGAGAUGGAGAUGGAGGCGUCUUCUGAUGGAUGAAUCAGAUCCUUCGGCUCCUCUAAAAUUGGAUUUCUGCUUUCGCCUCCAUGUCCUAUCCCUUGGUAAGCUGCUUCCUAACCUUCUCUUACUCCUUCAAACCUUUAGCAAUCAAACAGUGGAUUUUGGAAAUAUGUAAUUGACCAACUAUUUUUUAUUCUAUUAAUUAUUUUAUAAAAAUAAAUAUAUUAUGAUAUUAUAGCAACAA